GAGGGUGCGCAUGCGCCCACGUCCUCUCUGCGUCGUCGCGGUUCCAUUGCGAAACGUACUGGACUCUCUUUAUCAUUUGUACUCAGUCUCUGCAUUCUUGCUUUCCGUUUCUUUGCGAGUCAUUUCAAUCAGAUUCAAAUGGCUUCACAACCAGAGAUGGAGCAUCCCAGGAAGGCUUUCGGAUGGGCUGCUAGGGAUACUUCUGGGGUUCUCUCUCCCUUCAAGUUUUCUCGAAGGGAAACGGGAGAGAAAGAUGUGACGUUCAAAGUGUUAUACUGCGGGAUUUGCCACUCAGACCUCCACAUGAUUAAGAAUGAGUGGGGAAAUUCCAUCUAUCCUCUUGUACCCGGGCAUGAAAUUGUUGGUGAAGUAACAGAGGUGGGAAGCAAGGUUGAAAAUUUCAAGGUUGGAGACAGGGUAGGUGUGGGAUGCAUGGUUGGUUCAUGUCUCUCAUGCCCAAACUGUGUUGACAAUCUUGAAAAUUACUGCCCAAAAAUAAUUCUCACAUAUGGUGCCAAGCAUGUGGACGGUACCAUCACAUAUGGAGGCUACUCUGACUUGAUGGUGGCAGAUGAGCACUUUGUAGUCCGCAUUCCAGACAGCCUUCCUCUUGAUGCUGCUGCUCCUCUCCUUUGUGCUGGGAUCACUGUGUAUAGUCCUUUGAGAUAUUUUGGACUAGACAGGCCUGGUUUACAUGUUGGUGUGGUUGGUCUCGGUGGUUUAGGCCACAUGGCUGUGAAGUUUGCCAAAACCUUUGGUGCUAAGGUGACAGUUAUCAGUACAUCACCAAAUAAGAAGGAGGAAGCAAUAAAAAACCUCGGAGCCGACUCCUUUGUGGUCAGCCGGGAGCAAGAUCAGAUGCAGGCUGUAAUGGGUACCUUUGAUGGUAUAAUUGACACUGUGUCUGCUGUCCAUCCUCUCAUGCCUCUGAUUGGCCUGUUGAAAUCUCAUGGGAAACUUGUUAUGGUCGGUGCCCCAGAGAAGCCUCUGGAACUCCCAGUCUUUUCUUUACUUCUGGGGAGAAAGUUAGUUGCUGGGAGUUGCAUUGGAGGGAUGAAGGAGACGCAAGAAAUGAUUGAUUUUGCUGCGAAGCACAAUGUUAAGCCUGACAUUGAGGUUGUUCCAAUUGAUUACGUGAACAAGGCAAUGGAGCGUCUCGCGAAAGCAGAUGUGAAGCAUCGAUUUGUCAUCGACAUUGGGAACACAUUGAAACCAAGCUCUUAAUUUCGCACUAUAUUCGGAUUUCUGGUUAUAAAGGCAGGGGAGUUUGAGUUGGCAAUUUAGGGUCGGUUACUUUUGGGGUGAAACAUUAUUAUAUCACCCCGUUGGAUUGUUUGGUUUAGCUAGGAUGAUUUAGAGUGAUUCUGGAUUUGGGGAUAGCUGUGUUUCAGAGUUUGUCAGUAUAUUGGAAAACCAGACUUGCAUGCUAGGCUGCUAGCCAUGCAGAUCUGGUUGUUGAAAAUGUCAAUGGGAGCAUAACCGUAAUAGAUAUAUAUCGGGUACUUUUUAUUUU
Prosopis cineraria is the source of this 1513-nucleotide messenger RNA. RefSeq names its product probable mannitol dehydrogenase. Gene Ontology annotation, molecular function: cinnamyl-alcohol dehydrogenase activity; zinc ion binding. The transcript is spliced from 5 exons. Gene Ontology annotation, biological process: lignin biosynthetic process. Lineage: Eukaryota; Viridiplantae; Streptophyta; Magnoliopsida; Fabales; Fabaceae. The coding region runs from base 139 to 1224 and encodes 361 amino acids. The record is from RefSeq and is a predicted model, not a curated record.